Messenger RNA from Oncorhynchus kisutch (coho salmon), 4763 nucleotides. RefSeq names its product erythrocyte membrane protein band 4.1 like 5 (gene epb41l5). The record is from RefSeq and is a predicted model, not a curated record. Lineage: Eukaryota; Metazoa; Chordata; Actinopteri; Salmoniformes; Salmonidae. Gene Ontology annotation, biological process: actomyosin structure organization. The transcript has 26 exons. Gene Ontology annotation, cellular component: cytoskeleton. Bases 311 to 2674 code for a protein of 787 amino acids. Gene Ontology annotation, molecular function: cytoskeletal protein binding.
AUCUUUCCUCCCUCUUUUCUUGGGACUUGUGGAAAUUAUCUCGUUAGGGUAUCGAUCCAAUAGGAAAUACAGUAGAAUACUUAUCAACCAUGGAAACAUUCGUUUUCAUUUGUUUGUAAAGUGAACAAUGCACGUGGAUUGGUUGUUAUUUUAGCCAAGUCUUUCGUGAGUUGCUAUUCCUUUAGGACUUUCGGAUCUACAAGUGGCCAUCGGCGACAGCAGCAGCAAGUGUAUGUCGCCUGAUUUCUUUCAUCUGUUGCUUCAGUAACGCGUCGUUAUCACAAGAGUUAGUGUUCACUAGGCCCCCACCAUGCUGAGUUUCCUCCGCCGGACGCUGGGCCGGCGGUCCGUCCGUAAGCAUGCUGAGAAGGCCCGGCUGAGAGAGGCCCAGCGGGCCACCACACACAUCCCUGCUGCCGGGGAGGCCAAGUCUGUCAUCACCUGUCGUGUGUCACUGCUGGACGGCACUGAUGUCAGUGUGGACCUACCGAAAAAAGCCAAAGGUGAGGAGCUGUUUGACCAGAUCAUGUAUCAUCUGGACAUCGUAGAGAAGGACUACUUCGGACUACGCUUCAUGGACUCUGCACAAGUACCGCAUUGGCUUGACGUUACAAAAAGCAUUAAAAAACAAGUCAAAAUCGGACCCCCAUACUGCCUUCACAUGAGGGUCAAAUUCUACUCCUCAGAACCCAACAACCUGCAUGAGGAGUUGACCAGAUAUCUAUUUGUAUUGCAACUAAAACAAGAUAUCCUCAGUGGCAAGUUAGAAUGUCCUUUCGACACAGCAGUGGAGCUGGCGGCCUUCUCUUUGCAAGCUGAGCUGGGAGACUGUGACCCUGGGGAGCAUGCCCUGGAUCUGGUGUCAGAGUUCCGCUUCAUGCCAGAACAGACUGAGGCCAUGGAGCUGGCCAUCUUCAACACCUGGAAGGAGUGCAGGGGCCAGAUGCCAUCGCAGGCGGAGAUUAACUAUCUGAACAAGGCCAAGUGGCUGGAGAUGUAUGGGGUGGACAUGCACAUGGUCAAGGCUCGAGAUGGAAAUGACUACCAGCUAGGACUGACCCCCACUGGAGUGCUGGUGUUUGAGGGAGAGACCAAGAUAGGCCUGUUCUUCUGGCCCAAGAUCACCCGUCUAGACUUUAAGAAGAGCACGCUGACCCUGGUGGUGGUGGAGGAUGACGGAGAAGAAGCUCAGGAGACCGAGGAGGGUAAAGAGCAGGAGCACACGUUUGUGUUCCGUAUGGACCACCCCAAGGCCUGUAAGCACCUGUGGAAGUGUGCUGUGGAACACCAUGCUUUCUUCCGGCUCCGCGGCCCGGUCCAGAAAGGAUCAGCACGCUCCGGGUUCAUACGCAUGGGAUCACGCUUCCGCUACAGUGGGAAGACUGAGUACCAGACCACCAAGGGCAACAAAGCCAGGAGGUCUGCAUCGUUUGAGAGGAGGCCCAGCCGACGCUACUCCAGGAGGACCAUGAUGAACCGGGGAGCCAACAAGCCCCAAGAUCACAACAAUGGAGUGAACCCCAACAAAGACACUAAGCCACUCCACAUCAGAAGCCCCUGGUCUCUUCCUGUGGUCAGCCCUGCUCCCUCAGUCUCCACCAGCAGCCCCAUGGAAAUCGAAACCCUCCCGAGGAGUCCUGGCGGUGGCCAAUCAGAGAAGAGCAUGCCACUGCCCCUCGUAGCUGAUCUGCUGGAGACGUGCGUCGAUGAUGUCAUCCGGACCCCUGUUCCCAUGGCGACAACAGGCCUGCCUGAGGAGGCGGGGCCAAGCAUGGCAGCCUCCGCCUCCAGCCUCACGGCAGACAACACAGUCUCUCUUGCUGAGGCGGCAGCGCGGCUGAAGCAGCUGGAACUGGACAGUGCCCCACUCCCUGUCCCUUCCAGAGCUAACGUCAAUCUCAACAUGAACAACCAGGAGGACGUGGUGAAGCUCACAGAGAAGUGUCUGAACAGUGUAGGCAGCAGCCCUGUGCUCGCUCCACUGCGCCCCCCAGAGGACCUGAAGAGCAACAUCCUUAAAGCUCAGGCAGAGGCUGCUCUCAAGGGAUCACUGGAGGAGCACGUUGUGAUCGGGGACAAGAACACCAACCUACAGGAAGCAUCAGCCAGGCUGAAGGUGCGUAGUGGGCGUAUGGGCAGCAACUCGUCCCUGUCUCUGACUGGACGUCCUGAGAGACAUGAGUCAUGGGACCUGCUCAAACCCACACUGCUGACCAAUGCUGGGCCCAGUGUUGAGAUGGUGACUGCGGAUCUCAUGCCAUCAGCAACCAUGAUGGCUGCUGAAAUACUUAACGAAGGACUGCCGUCAAAGGCCAAACCAGAGGAGCUGGAGAUGCCCACCCUGCCGCCGCUGCCAGUCCCGCUGAGUGAUAACCUGAUAGAUUUCUCAGAUCCAACCCCAGUAUUACCACCAGCACCAGUGCAAUCUAAGUCCAUGAUAUCACCUCGCUGGAUCGUCCCUGCUGCACUGCCCACUGCCAUCUUUACUAACGGCCUCCUUGACCCCCCUGCCAAGACCGCCGCCCCUCUCCAACCUGAAGGGGGGGCUAUUGCCCCAACCCUGCAUCCCCAUCUGUUCUCUCAAACUCACAAUGUGAUUGCCACAAGCAUUGCUGCCCAGGUACCCAAGAAGGACGGCACAAAGCCCAAAGGUCUGUUGACCACUGAGCUCUGAGAGGGAAUCAGGGGGGCUAGCUUCUGCCCUGCUCACAACAAUUAUGUCCUAUUCCUGGCAUUCCCAAACUAGUGGGCUACUUCCCACCCUUAACACAAGAUUCAUAUUUUACUACAUUUCCAAAACUGGGGAAAGUUCCUGCCCUAAUUAUAACCAGCAACUCCUAUGGCAUUCCAAAAAAAAUCCCAAACCAGCUGCAAUCAUGAAAUUGGAUUAUUGGAAUUCUUUCUUACUACAGUCCAGUUUGGAGAAGUAUUUAUUAUUUGAUUUGAUUUUUUUCUAUUUUAGUACUUUAGUUGUGUCACGGGUCCUCUCAUAAGCAUUCCUAAUUACCUACACAGUGCAUACACCGUUCUUUUACAUAUGUUUAUAGCAGGAAUAAAUGCAAUAAAUGCUGAGAGCUAAGGAAGAGGACAAUACAAAGAUGACCAUGUCUGACUGGACUCUUUGAGACAAUUUUUUGACAUCAUUUGGCAUUGGGUACAUUCCUGUGUUCAGCACACCACCUCCACACAGCCCAUUCAGGGAGAUGAUCUGUCAACCUGAGGCUGCCUACCUGGAUGAAGAACCACUGUAUCAAAGAACCUAGCCUCAUCACUGUACCUCAAACCGCUGAAUUAAAUUGGAGCACUGGACCUGGACUCUUGAUAGGAUGGGCAAUGACUUUCUACUGACAUUUUACUCUUUUUUUUUUUUCUUUUUUUGUCCUGUUUUUUCCCCUUUUGCUUUUUUAAGUGAGUUGUAUUGAUCAAGUGCCAGCAUUUAGUGUUCAGUUAGGACCUGGCUUUUACUAGAAUGUUCUGAUCCAGAUUAUGACUCGAUCAUCUGAGGAUGACAACGGCAAUCUGUAGCAUGCAGGUAUGAAUUGAACCACGAACAAGUCAUAUCUAAAACGUUAUACCUUUUCUAUCUCCAUAUAAAAACACUAGCUACGACCUGCCUUACUUAGCUAGCUCAAUGUGAAAUUCUGAUUGUAACGUUAUACAACAAGGAACUACUAAUACUUCUAUUAUUACUCCUGUGUCUAGGCCUAUACUUACUGUACUUUUUAUUUUUUGUGUUACUAUAUACUGUAUGUGAUGGUAAUUUCUCAUCAUGUUGUCUUGACACUGUUUCUGGCUGUGGUCAUCGAUGACUCUCAGGCUUGACACGGGAAAUAGGCCUAUCACAUACUGGCACCCCAUUGGUUCUUCUCCAGACUAACCCAAUCACAUCUAGGAUCUCUGGCGGUACGAAUGAGUCGGUCAACUGUAUUAUUGACUCACAUAAAUGUAUUUCAGGUAUCAGACUUUUUAUAUGUUGCCUCUACGGACGGUAGAUCAGAAGUAGAUAUUUUGCGAGGCUGUGUGCAGUAGAGGUAAAAGCAGAAGGAAUUAUUUUAAAUACUGCUCAUUUGAAUAAGUAAACUGUGAGCUAUUAACACCCAUCUCAACAGAAAAGUCUUAAACAUCACAUUUAUUUCAUUUUUUGUGAAGUUUCAGAAUAAUUGAUGGUUUCUUGAUUUAUGUUUUCGCUGGACGACUUAAAAGAACGGCCAAGCUUUGUAGUACUAUCUCUCUUUCUCAACUGGCUGUAUCAUGAGUUAUCUAAACUGAUUUGCCUGGCAAGAACAAUUCUGUGUCAUAUAAAUGAUUUAUAUCUGCAUCAGAAAUUGUAGAGAGAGUGAUUGACCAACAUGAGUGCUCUGUGUACCUACCUAAUAACUUUUCUUUUUGCCUCCUGUAUCUGAGAUGAGACUUCUCUUGGUUAGAAAUUAUACUUCACCAUGUAAGUGCAAUUUCGCUGUAGCUCUUCUACGUUAAUUUAUUCCUCUUUUUGUAAGAGCACCCUUAUUCACGCUGUAUUUAAGUUGUUUGUAGAUGUAAAAAAUUGCUCUAGGUAUUGUCACCACACCAAUUUGUAUCAUGUACAUCAUCAUUUACUUUUGAAGGAUAUGUAGACUAUUAAGCCAGUAGCAAUUUUGUACAAUGUAGUAAAUUCUUCAAAGUAAAAAGUAUUCAAAGAAAAAACAAGUGUGAGUUCUUCCAAUUAAUAUAUCUGGGCCUUGUCUCUACUCCGACAAAUAAAUAAAAAACGUGAAUCCUAUGUC